Molecule: messenger RNA, 1013 nt
Organism: Dicentrarchus labrax (European seabass)
Lineage: Eukaryota; Metazoa; Chordata; Actinopteri; Moronidae
Gene: lgals2a
Product: lectin, galactoside-binding, soluble, 2a
Exons: 4
Coding region: 107-514 (135 amino acids)
Molecular function (GO): laminin binding; carbohydrate binding; galactoside binding
Source: RefSeq, a predicted model, not a curated record
UAGAAGGACCCUCCCACACAGUAUAUAAUUUGCCAGUGCAGAAAGGCAGGGCCCUGCAGCAUACUCACUUCUCCUCAGCUCUACUUGACUGACUACAUCUGCAAUCAUGUUUAAUGGUUUGAUCAUAAAAAACAUGUCCUUCAAGGUUGGGCAGACCAUGACCAUUGUUGGAGUCGCCAAGCCGGAUGCAUCAAAUUUUGCAGUGAAUGUUGGCCCAGAUGAGAAGGAGAUUACUAUGCAUAUCAACCCUCGUUUUAACGCCCAUGGAGAUGAGAAUGUGGUGGUCUGCAACUCUUACCAGGGAGGCAACUGGUGUGAGGAGCACCGUGAGGGAGGCUUUCCUUUCCAACAGGGCGAGGAAUUCAAGAUCACCAUUGAAUUCACCCCUACAGAGUUCCUCGUGACCUUAUCAGAUGGCUCUACAAUCCAUUUCCCCAACCGCAUGGGUGAGGAGAAGUACUCCUUCAUCAACUUUGAUGGGGAUGUUCGCAUCAAAAGCUUUGAGAUAAAAUAAACCUCCACCUUCCCAGGAAUAUUCGGAUUGAAAUUCAGUUUUUGUUUUUUUUCAGCAUUGUCUAGCAUAAAGUCAACUAGCCAUAGCUUUUAUGCUCUUGAAUGCAUGUGCUAUCAGUAGUGCCUUACAUGCAUUGCAUCACACAAUGUAUUAUGCAAGAAUUUUGCUUGUUAGCAUGUGCAGGGGCAACCAACCAUUGACAGAAAGAUGCAUAGAUGCAAUAUAUGUCAUAAUAGUCUGACACACAGAAAAAUACAGUGUAUACAAUAAAUUGACUAUUGACUGAAAAGCACCAAAAAAAAAAAAAAAUCCCAAGCCCAUGUUAUUUGCUUUGUAGUUUGUAGUUUGCAGUGUGAAAAGUACCACAUAAAAUGUGUUCUUUAAGGUGCCUUGAAAUGCUGCAUGCUCUCUUGUUUCCCUCCCAAACAUUCCAGAUUUAUAACUGAGUAUAAUGCUUGCCUUGUUGUUUUAAACAUGCAUUAAAACGAUGAUAAACAUG